GCCGCCGCCGCCGCUACCGCCUCACACACUCCGGGAGCGGGAGCGCGGCGCGGACGCGAAGCCGCCGGGCUGCUGUGCCCAGAGUCAGCCGGAGCCGGAACCCGAACCGCAGCGCCAGCCCCAGCCGUACGGAGCCGCAGCCCGGGCCGGGGCCGGCAGCGGCUCAUGGACAGCGGGGCAGGCGACCGGUGCUGCCCCGAGGCGGCCCUCCUGAUUGUAGAGCCUGCCAGGAUGGGGUCUCUGAGGCCCAGCCCGGGCCCUGGAGGGCAGCGAUUGCUGCUGCCCCCCUUGCUGCUGGUACUGUUGCUCCUAUUGGCUCCAUCCACAGGCCACGCCACUCGGGUAGUGUACAAAGUACCAGAGGAACAGCCACCCAACACCCUCAUUGGGAGCCUCGCAGCUGACUAUGGCUUUCCAGAUGUGGGCCACCUGUACAAACUAGAGGUAGGUGCCCCAUACCUUCGAGUGGAUGGCAAGACCGGUGAUAUUUUCACCACUGAGACCUCCAUUGACCGUGAGGGGCUCCGCGAAUGCCAGAACCAGCUCCCUGGUGAGCCCUGCAUCCUGGAGUUUGAAGUGUCUAUCACAGACCUCGUGCAGAACGGCAGUCCCCGACUCCUAGAGGGCCAGAUAGAGGUACAGGACAUCAAUGACAACACACCGAACUUCGCCUCACCAGUCAUCACUCUGGCCAUCCCUGAGAAUACCAACAUCGGUUCGCUCUUCCCUAUUCCACUGGCUUCAGACCGUGAUGCUGGCCCCAAUGGCGUGGCAUCCUAUGAGCUUCAGGCCGGGCCUGAGGCCCAGGAGCUGUUUGGUCUGCAGGUAGCCGAGGACCAGGAGGAAAAGCAGCCACAGCUCAUCGUGAUGGGCAACCUGGACCGCGAACGCUGGGAUUCCUACGACCUCACCAUCAAGGUUCAGGAUGGCGGCAGCCCCCCGCGUGCCAGCAGCGCCCUGCUGCGUGUCACUGUGCUUGACACCAAUGACAACGCUCCCAAGUUCGAGCGGCCCUCCUAUGAGGCCGAGCUUUCUGAGAAUAGUCCCAUAGGCCACUCAGUCAUUCAGGUGAAAGCUAAUGAUUCAGAUCAAGGCGCCAAUGCAGAGAUCGACUACACGUUCCACCAAGCACCUGAAGUUGUGAGGCGUCUUCUGCGACUGGACAGAAACACUGGACUCAUCACUGUUCAGGGCCCUGUGGACCGUGAGGAUCUAAGCACCCUGCGCUUCUCUGUGCUUGCCAAGGACCGAGGCGCCAACCCCAAGAGUGCCCGUGCCCAAGUGGUUGUGACUGUGAAGGACAUGAAUGACAAUGCCCCCACCAUUGAAAUCCGAGGCAUAGGACUGGUGACUCAUCAAGAUGGGAUGGCUAACAUCUCAGAGGAUGUGGCAGAAGAGACAGCCGUAGCUCUGGUACAGGUAUCUGACCGAGAUGAGGGAGAGAAUGCAGCUGUCACCUGUGUGGUAGCAGGUGACGUGCCCUUCCAACUUCGCCAAGCCAGUGAGACGGGCAGUGACAGCAAGAAGAAGUACUUCCUGCAGACCACCACCCCGCUUGACUAUGAGAAAGUCAAAGACUACACCAUUGAAAUUGUGGCUGUGGACUCUGGCAACCCCCCUCUCUCUAGCACCAACUCCCUCAAGGUGCAGGUGGUGGACGUCAAUGAUAAUGCACCUGUCUUCACCCAGAGCAUCACUGAGGUCGCCUUUCCAGAAAACAACAAGCCUGGUGAAGUGGUGGCCGAGGUCACUGCCAGUGAUGCCGACUCUGGCUCUAAUGCAGAGCUAGUUUACUCUCUGGAGCCUGAGCCGGCUGCCCAAGGCCUCUUCACCAUCUCCCCAGAGAAUGGAGAAAUCCGGGUGAAGACAUCCCUUGAUCGGGAACAGAGAGACAGCUAUGAGUUGAAAGUAGUGGCAGCUGACCGGGGCAGCCCCAGCCUCCAGGGCACAGCCACCGUCCUUGUCAAUGUGCUGGACUGCAAUGACAAUGACCCCAAAUUUAUGCUGAGCGGCUACAACUUCUCAGUGAUGGAGAACAUGCCAGCACUGAGUCCAGUGGGCAUGGUGACUGUCAUCGAUGGGGACAAGGGGGAGAAUGCCCGGGUGCAACUCUCAGUGGAACAAGACAAUGGUGACUUUGUUAUCCAGAAUGGUACAGGUACUAUCCUGUCCAGCCUAAGCUUUGAUCGAGAACAACAGAGCACCUACACCUUUCAGCUGAAGGCAGUGGAUGGUGGCAUCCCACCUCGCUCAGCUUACGUUGGCGUCACCAUCAACGUGCUAGAUGAGAAUGACAAUGCACCCUUUAUCACUGCUCCCUCCAACACAUCCCACCGGCUGCUGACCCCCCAGACACGUCUUGGUGAGACGGUCAGCCAGGUGACAGCUGAGGACAUUGACUCUGGUGUCAAUGCUGAGCUGACCUACAGCAUCGCUGGUGGCAACCCUUAUGGACUCUUCCAAAUCGGGCCACAUUCAGGUGCCAUCACCCUGGAGAAGGAGAUUGAGAGGCGCCACCACGGACUGCACCGCCUUGUGGUGAAGGUCAGUGACCGUGGCAAGCCCCCACGCUAUGGCACAGCCUUGGUCCACCUGUAUGUCAAUGAGACCCUAGCCAAUCGCACACUGCUGGAGACCCUACUGGGUCACAGCCUGGACACACCGCUGGAUAUUGACAUUGCUGGGGAUCCAGAAUAUGAGCGCUCCAAGCAGCGCGGCAACAUCCUCUUUGGUGUGGUGGCUGGUGUCGUGGCUGUGGCCUUGCUCAUUGCCCUGGCAGUGCUUGUGCGUUACUGCCGGCAGCGGGAGGCCAAAAGUGGCUACCAGGCUGGAAAGAAAGAGACCAAGGACCUGUAUGCCCCCAAGCCCAGUGGCAAAGCCUCCAAGGGAAACAAGAGCAAGGGCAAGAAGAGCAAGUCCCCGAAGCCUGUGAAGCCAGUGGAGGACGAAGACGAGGCUGGACUGCAGAAGUCCCUCAAGUUCAACCUGAUGAGCGAUGCACCUGGGGACAGUCCCCGCAUCCAUCUGCCCCUCAACUACCCACCAGGUAGCCCUGACCUGGGCCGCCACUACCGUUCUAACUCCCCACUGCCUUCUAUCCAGCUGCAGCCCCAGUCACCCUCGGCCUCCAAGAAGCACCAGGUGGUGCAAGACCUGCCGCCUGCAAACACAUUUGUGGGCACCGGGGACACCACGUCCACGGGCUCUGAGCAGUACUCCGACUACAGCUACCGCACCAACCCCCCCAAAUACCCCAGCAAGCAGUUACCUCACCGUCGUGUCACCUUCUCAGCCACCAGCCAGGCUCAGGAGCUGCAGGACCCAUCCCAGCACAGUUACUAUGAUAGUGGCCUGGAGGAAUCUGAGACGCCAUCUAGCAAGUCAUCCUCGGGGCCCCGACUCGGUCCCUUGGCACUGCCUGAGGAUCACUAUGAACGUACCACCCCUGAUGGCAGCAUAGGAGAGAUGGAGCACCCCGAGAAUGACCUCCGCCCUUUGCCUGAUGUUGCCAUGACGGGCACAUGUACCCGAGAGUGCAGUGAGUUUGGCCACUCUGACACAUGCUGGAUGCCUGGCCAGUCAUCUCCCAGCCGCCGGACCAAGAGCAGCGCCCUCAAACUCUCCACCUUCGUGCCUUACCAGGACCGAGGAGGGCAGGAGCCUGCGGGCGCCGGCAGCCCAAGCCCCCCGGAAGACCGGAACACCAAAACGGCCCCCGUGCGCCUCCUGCCCUCCUACAGUGCCUUCUCCCACAGUAGCCAUGAUUCCUGCAAGGACUCGGCCACCUUGGAGGAAAUUCCCCUGACCCAGACCUCGGACUUCCCACCUGCAGCCACACCGGCAUCUGCCCAGACGGCCAAGCGCGAGAUCUACCUGUGAGCCCCCUUCUGGCCGGCCGGCCACUCCUCCCCUAGCCGCCGGCCAGCUCCCAGAUGGGCCCAUUCCAGGGCCCCUACUUUUGACCCCUCCAGCGUGGACUCCAUGGCCAGGACCCCCAGUGCAGGGGAAUACUGACCUCCUGACCACGCUGGCCCUUCCCCCAUGCAGGGUCCAAGUCCUCUCCCCUCAUUUCCAUCCCCCAGCUCCCAGGAGCCCCUUCUUCCCCUUCAUGGGGCUCCUCCCAGCUGAUGCCCAAGAGGGCUCCUCUACAGUGACUGGGCUCCCUUCUCUCAACUUCUAGGGAGUACCUCCUCUCUUCGGGCAGAUGGUGGAGUCAAGGGUGGGCAGCACACUUUUAACUCAUUGUUUCCCACAUGACCAACCAGGGUGGGGAUAGCAUGCCCCAUUUCAGCCCUGAAACAGGGCUGAACUGGGAAGCCCCUCUCCCCGGGAACUUCCAGAGGAAACUCUUGACCACUGGGGCUCCCUGAAGGGCUUUUGUUACCAAAGGUGGGGUGGGGAUCGGGUGGGAGUGGGGUGGAGGCCUUGUCUUCCAGUACUGCUCCUGGGCUGGCCCACCUACCUGCCACAUGUCCAUGCCUGGUCCCAUCUGGGCUCCCUACUUCCCUGCUGGUCAUGCAGUGUCUGUAUAUAAGGACCUUGGAAUGAUGUCCCCAUUUCUGCCUGAUUUGCAACUUUUCUCGUUGAUGUUGUGUUGUCUUGGGGGACCCCUCUGGGGGGCGGACCUGCCCUGUGCCCCUCCUCCCUGCCGCAGUGCCCCCCACCCCAGGCCUCUAUUGUUCCAUGUUGUAAAUACCCCUGGGCCGUGGUGGGAUGGGGGUGCAGGCCAGGGAAACAAC
Messenger RNA from Sciurus carolinensis (gray squirrel), 4739 nucleotides. It is a transcript of the gene Pcdh1, whose product is annotated as protocadherin 1. The coding region runs from base 166 to 3879 and encodes 1237 amino acids. The record is from RefSeq and is a predicted model, not a curated record. Gene Ontology annotation, molecular function: calcium ion binding. NCBI's taxonomy places the organism in Eukaryota, Metazoa, Chordata, Mammalia, Rodentia, Sciuridae. Gene Ontology annotation, cellular component: plasma membrane. The transcript has 5 exons. Gene Ontology annotation, biological process: homophilic cell-cell adhesion.